AUGAGAGUGUCGAGGUUGGGGUUUAGUUGCCUCGCAUUGGCAGGAUGGGCGAGCGCUAUGAUUAUGCAGAACCCCUUCUCUGCUAUAAUGAGGGGCGAAGGGGAUGCUGGCUCCACGACGUGGCUAGACGGGCUAGAAUCGUGGCCGGUGCUCGGCCAGGACGGCAAGCUUGCCAAGUGGUACGCGCAGGGGAUGUCCGAACCACGGAACAUGUUGCAGAAAAUUGCGCUCCGGGGAUCUGACUUUGAGGUGAUGAGACAUAAGAGCAACCCCGACUAUGCGUUGCGUGUGAAGAAGCAGGACCCGGCCAAGCUUGGGGUGGACACGGUGAAGCAGUGGUCCGGGUACCUUGACUACAAGGACGAGAAGCACUUUUUCUACUGGUUCUUCGAGAGUCGCAACGACCCUGCGAACGACCCUGUGAUGUUGUGGUUGAACGGUGGGCCCGGCUGUUCGUCGUUCACGGGCCUAUUGUUCGAGUUGGGGCCUGCGUCGAUCGGGAAGGACCUCAAGCCCGUGCACAACCCCCACUCGUGGAACAACAACGCCUCGGUCAUUUUCUUGGAGCAGCCGGUCGGCGUCGGGUUCUCGUACGGAGACAGCGUGGACUCUACGGCUGUGGCCGGCGCGGAUGUGUAUGCGUUCUUGAGGCUCUUCUUCCAGAAGUUCCCGCACUUGGCCAAGAAUGACUUCCACAUUGCGGGCGAGUCGUAUGCCGGGCACUACAUUCCCCAGAUCGCGCAUGAGAUCAUCACCAGUAAGGAGGAGAAUUCCGAGGAGAUUCCAAACUUCAACUUGACGUCUGUGUUGAUUGGGAACGGGUUCACGGAUCCGCGGACGCAGUACAAGUACUACGAGCCUAUGGCAUGUGGCAAGGGCGGCGUCCCCGCUGUCUUGAACGAGGACCAGUGCAGUAGAAUGAACGCGUCGUCUUCGAGGUGUGACCGGUUGAUGAACCUAUGCUACCUAACGAAUCGCGCAAUUCCGUGUCUUGCUGCGACGGUGUACUGCGAGCGUUAUAUCACCCAAGUGUACGAGGAAACUGGUCUAAACUACUACGACAUGAGACGAAAAUGUGAGAGCCCAGAUUCUGACUUGUGCUACAGAGGUUUGGACUAUGUGCAGCAGUACAUGAAUCAGAAAGAGGUCCAGGAAGCGCUAGGCUCGGAAGUGGAGCUUUACGAGGGCUGCAACAAGCGGGUGGGAGCGAGAUUUGCACUUUCUGGAGACCACGGAAAGCCCUUCCAGCAAUACGUUUCCCAGUUGUUGGACCGCGCCAUUCCAGUUUUGAUCUACGCAGGCGACAAGGACUACAUUUGCAACUGGUUGGGUAACAAGGCGUGGUCUGACGAGGUUGGUUGGAGACACACCUACAAGUACCGGACGUUGCCGCUAAAACCUUGGGUAAACAAGAAUACUGGCAAGACUGCAGGAGAAGUGAAGAGCUUUGGUGCUUUGACUUUCUUACGGGUCUAUGACGCGGGCCACAUGGUUCCUUACGACCAGCCUGAGAGUAGUGCCUACAUGAUCGAGAGUUGGCUAAAUAAAAAUUACAACUUGGAUUACAAAGUCUAA
Messenger RNA from Eremothecium gossypii ATCC 10895, 1575 nucleotides. RefSeq names its product carboxypeptidase C (gene ATG42). Gene Ontology annotation, biological process: proteolysis. Lineage: Eukaryota; Fungi; Ascomycota; Saccharomycetes; Saccharomycetales; Saccharomycetaceae. Gene Ontology annotation, cellular component: fungal-type vacuole. Gene Ontology annotation, molecular function: serine-type carboxypeptidase activity. The record is from RefSeq and is marked provisional. Bases 1 to 1575 code for a protein of 524 amino acids. The transcript has a single exon.